AUGGUUAGUAAAAGUGCAGUAAGUGGCGAGGAACGCCCUGUUUUUAUUCCACCUCGAAAGCGACAGACAUCGAAAAAAGUGAAUGGCGCACAAAACUAUGUGGACCACAUAGUUAAUGUACAGAAUCGACAAAAACUCUCCCCUUCUAACCCGGCACUUGAUGAGGACUUACUUAAAACAUCAUUGAUAUUGAAAAACAAACAACCACUGCCACAAAUACCAGGAGCACAAAGCAAUGGAGACGCUGUCGAUAACCAGUCGACACACAAAUCUACACAAUCUGUGGAUAAUAUUUAUGAGGAUGAUAAUGAAUUACAGAACUUCGAAAGCGUUUCACAGGGCACAAAAUCGACAAAUCGCCAUGAAAGCAGCACAGUUACGCCGAGCAGUUACUCAGAGAGUAGUUUGGACGCAAAAUCGCACGAUUGUCUUAGUAAUCGCUCUUCGUCGAAGAAACGUGUAAAUAUACGCACCGAUCCGUCGCAUAUACGCAGCCAGCGGGAAUCGCCGGAAAUAACCAACUAUGAAGAUCUGGAAUCAGGUGAAACGAGCGUUUUGAAUGUUGAUAUGCAUAGUUUGGAGCGGUAUAAUACGAGAAGGUCAAUGGAUAGUAACUAUCUGACUAUGACAGGUACAAUUAAGCGUGGCCGCAAAAAGGGUCAAAGCGUCGAUUUACAAAUCAAUAUCAGUCGUGAGGAAUUGGAGCAGAUCAAUGCAGUUGCGGCCGCUGCACAAGUGAAUAAGAAGCAAAACUUAUGUUGCACCUGUACACCGAAAACUGGUUUACAUAUCCUAAUUCUGUCGUUAAUAUGUCUUCCAUUCAUAACUGUAAUCUCAAGCAUUUAUUCAUUUUAUAUCGGCACAUUAACCUGGUAUAAUAUGUUCAACUACUUCAAUGAGGAGAAAUCGUGUAUAUAUAAAUUUUUUAUGUCACCUAUACUAAUACUCGCCUAUCCCGUCGGCAUACUCGUGUGCACACUGGGUCUAGGCCUCUAUUCGGGCAUCGCACAAUUGAGUUUGCAGCUUAAUAGUUGGUUAAAUGAGGUAGCCGAUAUUGAGAAGGGCUUCUACGGUUGGUUAUGCUCAUUUCUACAUCUCUCCGACUGUAGUCCGUACGAGGUCGUCAUACUAAUGGAUAUACAACCGACACACGAUGUGCCACGUGUACAUGUAAAUACCUCAACGGAAGAGCUAUCGCUCUAAGCGCCCAAAGAUUGCAAAAUGAAGAAUAUGCCUACAUAGUACAUAAUGCCUAUGUACACGUAUGUAUAAGUGUAUGUAUUUACAACUCAAUAGUGAACACAAACCGUCGAAAGGAUAGUGAUAUAAGAUAAUUAUUGUAGCAGCAAGAGAAUCGUAAUUUUUUUGGCUAGAAAGUGAACGAAGUGGUGAUUCGGCAUUUUAUCAGGUGAUAAUAAAAACAAACGUAAUAUUUUGGAAAUAUACUAUUCAAGCACUGUAAGAUUUUAUGAACUAUUUGUUUAAUAUAGUUUGCAUAAUAGUGUACAAACUAAUUUUUAAUGUACGCAUGGGACGCACAUUUAAGAAAUACUUCAUUACAACAAAAAUACAGAUAUUAAAGAAAGAGAACGGAUAAGGGAGAGCUUAGUAUCAUACAUUCUACAUUGUAGAAUCGCUUAUUGUUACGAGUGUAAAGCAAAUUUCUUAUACUUAAACUUCCGAACUUUUUUAGGUAUUGUGACGUAUAAUAAGACUUCUUUAAGGUAUGUAGUUAAUUUUUCUAAAUCACUAUAUAUAAAAAACAUUACAAAUGUAGACAUUUAGGUUAGGUUAAACCAAAAAGGUCAGCGUAGAGACUCACACUCUUACAUAAAUCGUAAACCGGUAAUCAGUGCUUGCUAUGAUAACCAUAAGUGGACAACUAAAGGGUGAACCAUUUAAAGGUUCCCUACUUUUUUUAAGGAAAAACACAGAAACUUCAAACUUUAUGGGAAAU
This is a messenger RNA of Bactrocera tryoni, 1957 nucleotides long. RefSeq lists its product as uncharacterized. Lineage: Eukaryota; Metazoa; Arthropoda; Insecta; Diptera; Tephritidae. The transcript is spliced from 3 exons. Bases 1 to 1203 code for a protein of 400 amino acids. The record is from RefSeq and is a predicted model, not a curated record.